CCUAAACUGAACAGUAUAAAGUCGUACCAGGAGGAGGAGGAAUUCUCAAACUUUAUCAGGGAUUUUUUUCUCCAGGUGUAUUUGUAUUGUGACUAGACUGUUUCCUGGUUCGCAUCACAGCCUCAGUUUUAUUGAUGUGAAACCUACCUGCUGUAAUUCAGUUAUAACAGCGCUAUCGUCAUCAAAGGUAUUCAUGACGUAGAUGUCUCAAGUCAAUAUUUAGCCUAUACGGUGUGUUUCCCGCAUUUACCAACUUGUCGGCAAAAUAAGGAAGUCUUCGAAUUUUCCUUUGAUCUUGAGAAGAAGGAAACUGAAGCCUGCAUGUCAAUCAGUCUAUUUGCCAUGCCCUUCUCACUACGACAAGGCAAGUGGAAUCAUCUCGAGGGACCUGGGUGCUUUGUUUGUCGUGUAUCCUGGUGACGGGACCAGAUUUGACCCACAGGUGUGAACCCAUGGCUUACCUGGCCCAUACAGCCCAUCCACAGCUCGUUGGACUAUGGCUGGGCAGCAUAGGAUGGAUCCUCACCAUGGUGACCAUCGGAAUGGUCCAGUGGCGUGUGUGGGUGGUGGCGGACAUGAGUGUCGUCUCGUCUGGGCUGGCGUGGGUGGGCAUCUGGAGGGUCUGCUUCUACAGCCACACGGUGGUGACUUCGCAGUGUGGCCCCCUGUACUGCCAGAGGAUGGACAUCUCGGACCGUUUCAUUCCCAAGGAGAUCGCCGUGGCGCAGGUCCUGAUGCUGCUGGCCCUCGUGCUGGGACUCUUGGCGAACGCCAGCACGCUCUACGGCCUGAGGAACGUCUUCUUCGGCCUGGACAAGCGCAGGCCCAUCCGAGUGGCCUUCACGGCAGGUGGCCUCCUGCAUCUGCUGUCCAGCUUGUGCUCUCUUUUGCCUCUCUCCCUUAACCUGCAUGCCGUGGCCACCAAUCAGAACAUCAGCUUUCCGGAGAACUUUCACAUGCCUCCCACACCCUUGCAGCAGUACGUCGGAGUCGCCAUCAGGGUGGGCAUCAGCGCGGCUGUCCUGACCAUCGUCAGUGGGGUCAUGUUCCUCUGCUAUCAGUUCCCGGUCAGAGCGCACGCCAGGGUGGAGCCCUCGUGGGCAGAAGAAAGUAGCUCCAACGAUCCCUCUGCUGGACGGCCUCACUCUUUCAGAACGUACCUGGCGUGCCGGGACAACCCAGCCUUCCAGUCUCAGGAACAUGUCUAGUAGUACGGACCACCAGGAAAGAGGCAGAGGUAUCAAAAGAUUGACAAUGCAUCAUCUGUUUUAAUACUUUGCAGGAAAGAACAGAAACUGUCGUCUAAAAGGAGACACUUCUGGUAAUUGUUUUGAUGAAAUUGUGCACUUUGAGACAUUUUAGAGAAAAUAGUUUUGCACAGAGCUUGUGGUAUGCUUAUCUGUAGAACACCUUGAAUGUAAACCUGCACCUCAACCAAAGACUGAAUUGAGAUAUGUUAGUGAGAGCACUUUGAAUGCUUUGAAUGCCUUACUACAUGAAUGUGCAGCAUGACUGUAAAGCCACACAGAUAAUGCACUGAGUUUACAAGUUUGCUGCUCAAUGGCCUGACCUCUGUGGACCUGCAGCUGUUUGGGAAGUGGCAUACACACUUCCCUCCCCCCUACACUUUUUCAGUAGUCACUGUCAUGCAUUCCUUUUCUCAGUGGACUCAUGGGUGGGUAAUCAAAUUGACCGUUUGUUUAUGUCCAACUGUCCUUUUUCAUACCUACAGUGUAUUCCUACUGGAAAGCCAAUUCAUAUGUUAGAUCAGUGUUUCUUAACUGGUGGGUCAGGACCCAAAAGUGGGUCGCGGAACCGUUCUGGGUGGGUUGCGGAGCUUGUUGCUAAAAAAUAGAUCUAAUGUUGAAAUGUUUGAGAAACAUUGUAUGCCAGUCGUUGCCAUGGAUAAAGACAAUGUCUGUGUGACAGGUCAUGUUAGACAUCAUUUUGGUAAAUAUUUGAAGUAUGAAUUUACUUAUGUUGAGGACAACAAGUGACAGAAACCCCAGUGUCUGGUAUGCAGUGAAUUGCUGGCACAUGAGAGCAUUAAGCAUCAAAACUAAAGCGCCACAUGGAAACAAAGCACCCUACUGUCAAAAACAAACCUGUCGAAUCCUUUGAAAGGCUACACAUGAGUUGAGGACACAAAUAUGCCCAACAUCAGCAUGUUCCAAACAAGUACAGGUCUUACCUCACCGAAUCAGUUGGUUUCAACGCUAAAAUAUCGGUCGCGACGUAAUGAUCAUGGGAAUUUAAGGGUCUCAAGGCCAGACCAGUUAAGAAACACUGUGUUAGACUACAGUACAUGUGGAUAGUUAUUAUUAUGCAUUGGUCAUGAUCCAUAAAUAUGUUGUAUUAAAAUCUACCCUACACCCAGAGUAUCAAUAUAUGUUUGUUUCUUUCAAGCAUGUGGACACACUGUUUAUAUGUAAGACUGACAUCUACAAUGCUGUUAAGUUACAGUAUGUGUCUUCUUGUGGUUUGCAUACUUAUCAUUAGUCGCCUUUACAUGUAAAUACACAUCAAACACACUUAUAUGGAUACUUGUAUGGCACUAUAUUUCUUCAGUGUCAUUAAGGUAUUUUUUCGAAUUCUAAAGGAACUGAAAUCAGCAGCCUAAUAAAUUUGAAUUGCUUAGCACAGUUGCUUAACUCUAACUCUGUUUGACCAAGCAGUACUAAUGCAGUUCUGAGUUUAGGUCUUCCCCAUGAUUCCUGACCACAGUAGGAAACUCAAGUCCCCAGGAAUUAGCAAUAUAGGUCAUCCAUUAGUGAUUAACGUAUAGUUAAGAG
Alosa sapidissima (American shad) is the source of this 2792-nucleotide messenger RNA. RefSeq names its product claudin-34-like. Lineage: Eukaryota; Metazoa; Chordata; Actinopteri; Clupeiformes; Clupeidae. Gene Ontology annotation, molecular function: structural molecule activity. Gene Ontology annotation, biological process: cell adhesion; bicellular tight junction assembly. Bases 453 to 1208 code for a protein of 251 amino acids. Gene Ontology annotation, cellular component: plasma membrane; bicellular tight junction. The transcript has 3 exons. The record is from RefSeq and is a predicted model, not a curated record.